This is a messenger RNA of Panicum hallii, 3054 nucleotides long. RefSeq lists its product as uncharacterized. The transcript has a single exon. The record is from RefSeq and is a predicted model, not a curated record. Bases 1 to 3054 code for a protein of 1017 amino acids. NCBI's taxonomy places the organism in Eukaryota, Viridiplantae, Streptophyta, Magnoliopsida, Poales, Poaceae.
AUGACUGAUCAAGAAGUUACGGGCUUCGAUGAUGGUGAGGUGUUGCAACGUGUGCACAAUGUUGAUCAAAUGGUGCGGGAUGUUGAGUUUCAAGGAGUGUACACAACUUCUGAAUUAGCGAGGCUGAAGCAGUUCAUUGAAGAUUCAAAGAAACCCCUCUAUCCUGGUUGCCAGAAGUACUCUCGCCUUUCUGGUGAUCUAAAACUUCUGCAGCUUAAGGCAGAUCAUGGUUGGAGCAACAAAAGUUUCAAACAACUAUUGGAUCUGCUUAGAGACAUGCUACCUGAGGGAAACCAAGUAGCCGAGUCUGUCUAUGAGGCAAAGAAGAUAAUCUGUCCUCUGGGAAUAGAGGUUGAAAAAAUUCAUGCAUGCAAGAACAGUUGUGUAUUGUUCCAUGGAGACUAUGCAGACCUUGACAAGUGCCCCAAGUGUGGGUGUGAUCGGUACAAGAGGAAAAAAGAUGGUGGAGACGAUAAUGCUGAUGACGGGAACGUGCCCGUGGAGAUCGGAGGCAAGAAGAAGGUUAACAGAGGGGGUCCUGUGAGGGUGGCAUGGUAUUUUCCCAUCAUUCCCCGGUUGAAAAGAUGGUUCGCCACAAGAAAGGAGGCCCAACUCUUGCGUUGGCAUAAGGAAGGCCGAAAGAAGGAAAAUGACAAGCUUAGGCACCCCGCAGAUGCAGCACAAUGGGGUAACAUUGAUUCCCACUUUAAGUGGUUUGCUGAUGAUUGCAGAAACCUUCGGUUCGCUAUGAGCACAGAUGGCGUUAACCCUUUCGGUAACCAGAGUUCAACACAUAGCACCUGGCCUGUCGUGCUGUCAAUGUGCAACCUUCCACCCUGGCUAUGCAAGAAACGGAAAUACAUGAUGCUGACAAUAUUGGUCUCUGGGCCAAAGCAACCUGGCGACCGUAUUGAUGUCUACUUGAGGCCACUAGUUGAUGACUUGAAGACACUUUGGAAGCCUGGUGUGAAGGAGGUUUGGGAUGAGUUCGGGCGUGAGGAGUUCACAUUGCACGCCAUGUUGUUCACCACCAUCAACGACAACCCGGCUCAUCGCAACCUCUCCGGCCAGAGUAAAAGGAAAGGUGCAGCUUGCCCGCACUGCUUGGAAGAAACUUGCUCAUUGUGGCUAAGAAAUUCAAAGAAAUUCGCAUUUAUGGGGCACCGUCGUUUCCUCAGCAAGAAACAUCCCUACCGGGAGAUGGAUUGUCAGUUUAAUGGGGAAAAGGAGCAUCGAGCGGCGCCUCUGCAUGUGACUGGAGAUCUGAUCCUCUUGCAAGUCAAGGACAUCAAAACUAUCGAGGAGUUACCCAAAAUGACUGAAAAAAUCCUUGUCAAAAGAAAGAAACGAGAUGGUGAAGAAGAAGAAGAUGGGAAAGGAAUUUGGAACAAGAAAUCAAUUCUAUGGGAGCUAGAGUAUUGGGAGCUGUUGGAUGUGCGUCAUUCGAUUGACAACAUGCACGUCAAGAAGAAUGUGUGUGAAAGCAUUUGUGGAACAUUGCUACAACAGAAGUUGAAAGGAAAAGAUCAUAAAAAUGCAAGGGAGGAUCUUAAAGAUAUGGGCAUUAGGCCGGAGCUCUAUGCAGAGGAAACAGACACGGGGACGGACCUUCCCGUCGCUGCAACCACCUUGUCAAAGACAGAGAGAAAAGAAUUCUGUGAGUUUUUGCAUGGUUUGAAAGUACCUUCAGGCUACUCAUCGAACUUCAAGAGGCUAGUGUCGGUGAAGGACAUGAAAAUGAAUUUCAACUUGAUGAAAUCUCAUGAUUGCCAUGUGUUGAUGACAGCUCUUCUUCCUGUUGCACUUAGAGGUAUCAAGACAGUACAGGUUCGCGACACGGUCACGAGCUUGUGUUUAUUCUUCAAUGCAAUAGAACAGAAGGUGAUUGAUGAGGAAGAACUAUUGAAGUUAGAGAGGAGGCAUUUCGAGACCCUAUGCAUGCUUGAAGCUACCUUCCCACCAACAUUCUUUGAUCUCAUGAUCCAUCUAACAGCACACCUCGCGAGGGAGAUUUGGUUCCUUGGCCCAUCUUACCUUCAUCAGAUGUUUCCAUAUGAGAGGUACUUUGGAUUCCUCAAAUCAUUGGUACAUAACCGGUCAUUUCCGGAGGGAGCCAUGGUUCGUGGCUAUGGGACCAUCGAAGCAGUGGAGUGGGCCAUGGGUUAUAUGGACCCCCAAAACCCCAUUGGUGUGCCUCAUUCACGGCAUGAAGGUAGGCUUGCAGGUGUUGGGACCAUGGGGAAAAAGUCAAUCACUCCGGAUCCAGAUGCCUUCAACAUGGCUCAUUUCACCGUGAUACAACAGAUUGACCUGAUUACACCAUUUGCCAACGAGCACAUGCAACAACUACGUGAAGAAAACCCUGCCCGUAGUGAGGCUUGGGUUGCAAAGAAGCACAUGCAAUGCUUCAGCUGGUGGCUCCGAGAUUAUGUCCAGAGAUGCAGCGCAGCUGUAACCGACAAUCUGAUAACGAAACUAGCAGUGGGGCCAUUAUUCACUGUUACAACAUACCAAGCAAUGGAUAUCAAUGGAUACACGUUCUACACCAUGGCCCAGGAUGCCAAGAGCGUCUAUCAAAACAGUGGUGUGCGUGUACGGGCCGUCGACAAUGACAUGCAGGCAGCCACAUACUAUGGUCAAAUAGAGGAGAUAUGGGAGCUUGAUUAUGUAGGUUUCAAGGUAGCCUUGUUUCGGUGCAGAUGGGUCAAUGGGAAGAGAGGUGUGAGCAAGGAUAAAUAUGGGUUUGUUAGUGUUGAUCUGCGGGUCUUUGGUUACAAAGACGAACCGUUUGUUUUCGCCAAGGAUGUUGAGCAAGUGUUCUAUGUACCUGACCUUGCAAGGAAGAACUGGUGUGUGGUUAUGCCUGGAAAAAAAAGGAUUGUUGGGAUUGCCAAUGUUGUUGAGGAGGAGGAAUACAACCAGUUUGAUGAAAUUCCAUCCUUUGACACUUCAUACAUGCCCCGACUCGUGGCAACUGACAAAACACCGUACUUGCGAACCGACCAUCAUGAAAAAAUCCAUAUCCAGAAAUCAAAGAAAAAGCCAUCAGAGUGA